CUAGAGCUACUCGCCUACGUUGUCAGUCGCGGAGUGGUUGUGCGAUCCAUGAGUGCAUUUUGAAGAUUAUCUAUAAAUCGGUGGAAUAAGUAUUUACAGUGUGUUGUGAGUUGUGUUUAGUCAAAUGGAACUUUAAUUUUGAUACACGCUUGACGCAUCUCUUCAUCAGUCUCACAUGUAGAUGGCAUCUUACUAUCGCCAGUCAGUACUUAUGAAAACGCGAAUUAUAAGAAAAAAUAACAGCUUUAGUAACUUAGUAAUUUAACGGGAGCCGAGCGUGAAUAUUUUAAAUUAAAAGCAUUAUCGUUGAGAGCUAAAAUUGAAAACAAGUAAACAAGAACAAGUACCUACCAUUUAGUUUGGUUUAAAUUGUCAAACAUGACAAACGUGCACGAUGUUAAAGUUCGGUUACAGAAGUUCGGUUGGCCCGACUAUAUGGUUUUCGUGAUAAUGCUUCUGAGCUGUGUUUUUAUUGGCGUAUAUUUCGCUUUGAAAAUGCGACACGAGCGAAAAAAAAGAAAAAAUGAUAGUAAUAAAGACGCAGAGGAUAGCUAUUUGGUUGGAGGAAGAAAUAUGAAAACGUUUCCCAUAGCAAUGUCAUUAAUAUCAAGCUUUAUUUCGGGAAUUACCUUGCUGGGAACACCGACGGAAAUUUACUUGUAUGGAAUUCAAUACAUUUAUGUGGUCGGAGCUCUUCUCCUAAUGGGGGUUGCAAUGUACUAUGUUUUUCUUCCUGUUUUUCAUGACUUGAAACUUAUUUCAACGUAUCAGUAUCUUGAGACUCGUUUUGACCAGAGAGUGAGGCUUUUCGGUUCUGUUCUCUUUACGGUUGGAUCGUUGAUGUGGCUUCCAAUAGUAAUCUACGUGCCGGCGUUGGCUUUCAAUCAAGCAACAGGAAUUAACAUUCACUGGGUGACGCCCCUCGUUGGUCUAGUAUGCAUUUUCUACACAUGUGUGGGUGGGUUACAAGCAGUUGUUUGGACCGAUGUCGUGCAGGCCAUUCUAAUGUUUGGGGCAAUGAUUCUGAUAAUUGUUAAAGGUACAAUUGACAUUGGAGGCCCGAGAACGGUUUUGGAAAGAGCUUGGACUAGCGGGCGCAUAGAAUCUCCGAACUGGAGGUUUGACCUUCGAGAACGCCACACAGUGUACUCACUUCUACUUGGAGGGUUCCCACACUGGCUGAAGUCAAAUGCGGUAAAUCAAAACAUGAUUCAAAGGUACUUAUCCCUGCCAACUCUACGAACAGCUCGUCAAGCAUUAUGGGUCUUCGUAUUGGGUGUGUUCCUCCUGCUGGCUAUUUGUUGCUAUAGUGGACUGCUCAUCUAUGCGACGUACAGUGAUUGUGACCCCUUGACAACAAAGCUAGCAACCCGAAAAGACCAACUUCUGCCCUUAUUGGUGAUGGAAACACUUGGAGAUUUUCCUGGACUUCCUGGACUAUUUGUGGCAGGAGUAUUCAGUGCGGCACUGAGUUCCCUGUCUACCGGGCUAAAUUCAAUGUCUGCCGUUGUCCUUGAGGACUUUUUCAAGUCCUUUUGUAAAAAACCACUAACGGAACGUCAAACAGCUUUCAUUAUGCGUGGUGUUGUUGUCGUUUUUGGUGCCCUAUGCGUUGCUCUUGUUUUUGUGGUAGAGAAACUUGGAACAGUACUUCAAUUGUCAAUGAGUUUGGCAGCAGUUUCCAAUGGUCCUCUACUGGGUAUAUUCACGAUGGCAGUUUUGAUUCCAUGGGUUGAAGGAAGGGGUGCUAUAAUUGGAGGAACAACAGGUCUGGCAAUUAUGUCGUGGAUAGUUGCGAAGGCACAAGCAGCAAUUGCCACCGGAGAAUUGAGUUUUAUAACAAAACCACUAACAACAAGCGGCUGUAGUUACACAUUUAUUGCUCAGAGUUCGCUUAGUAUGUUGGCCAUUAACGCAACUACUGAGCAAACAGCAGCCAUUCCUCCGAUCGAUGUGUCCUUCAAGAUCUACCAUAUUUCAUAUUUGUAUUAUACAAUGCUGGGAGCAGUUAUAACUAUGAUGGUUGCGAUUGCUACCUCCUUUCUGUUAGGUCCAAAUAAGCCCAGCGAAGUUGACCCGAAGCUCCUAGCUCCAUUUGUGAGACGAUUAAUCGGAUGUACGAGAAAGAAUCAAAAUGUUAUAGAGACUGGAAAAGCACCUCUAAGUGGAGAUAAAUUCACAUUUACAGAAAAUUUUGAAUUUAGUCCCGUAGAAGGAGAUGUCCAUUCGAAAAAUACAAGUAAACUAAUGUAAAGCAAAAUUAUUUUUUGACUGAAAUAAAAUUUACGUCUAGGCGCUUUUAAAAAACAUGCGCGCUUCAAA
Messenger RNA from Episyrphus balteatus (marmalade hoverfly), 2322 nucleotides. It is a transcript of the gene rumpel, whose product is annotated as sodium-coupled monocarboxylate transporter 1. The coding region runs from base 379 to 2253 and encodes 624 amino acids. Gene Ontology annotation, cellular component: membrane. Gene Ontology annotation, molecular function: symporter activity. Gene Ontology annotation, biological process: sodium ion transport; transmembrane transport. The record is from RefSeq and is a predicted model, not a curated record. Lineage: Eukaryota; Metazoa; Arthropoda; Insecta; Diptera; Syrphidae. The transcript is spliced from 9 exons.